CUGUUGCCGCUGUGUGCGGUGCCCUCGGUCUCCCGACAUUCACGUACCUACCUGCCUACCGACCCCAGGCGCAGCAAAGCGAACAACGCUCGAACACGAAGUGAGCAACCCUCGAGAGCUACAAUGGCGAAGAAACGACGUCGCGAUCCAGACGACGCCGGUGGCAGCAGUUCUCGAGGCCCUCCCGUGGCUACCACCUCGGGCCGGCUCGGCGGUGGCGCUGGCGCGUCCGACGAUUGGCAGACCGCUCGGAGAUCUUGGGCGGCGAUAGCUGAGGUGCUCGGUCCGGCAGCGCGCGAGAAGCGGAUCUGGAUGCCCUUCUACUACGACGGAGCGUGCGCCGAGCACCUGCGUGAGCUCGGUUUCACGCGCGUGCACCACAAGCGGGAGGACUUCUUCGUGCAGGUGCGCAACCCAAAGUUCCUCAAAAAGGUUGAUCUGAUCCUCGACAACCCGCCCUACACCUCGCCAGAGAUGAAGGAGGCGGUGCUACGCGCGCUAGCCUCGACAGGCAAGCCGUUCGUCAUGCUGCUGCCCAUCUCGGUGCUGCACGUCGGCUUUGCGCGCGAGGUGCUGGACACGGACAAGCUGCAGGCAGUCGUGCCGCGGCGGGUGUACGUGCGCAAGACGGGCGGCGAGGAGGUGCCCUUCAAGUACCUCUGCUGGCUUUGUUGUGGCGUCCGGCUCAAGCGCGACCUGAUACUCAUCGACGACGAUGACGAUGCGGCGGCGGCGGACUGACAGAUUAACUUUGGCGUUUUGGCGACCGCGAGACAGUCAGAAGGAAGGAGUGGAGAGAUUUAACAGGACGUUCUAAAAGUA
This is a messenger RNA of Emiliania huxleyi CCMP1516, 822 nucleotides long. RefSeq lists its product as hypothetical. The record is from RefSeq and is a predicted model, not a curated record. The coding region runs from base 124 to 741 and encodes 205 amino acids. The transcript has 3 exons. Lineage: Eukaryota; Haptophyta; Isochrysidales; Noelaerhabdaceae.